This is a messenger RNA of Penicillium nucicola, 1545 nucleotides long. RefSeq lists its product as uncharacterized. The transcript is spliced from 2 exons. The coding region runs from base 1 to 1545 and encodes 514 amino acids. Lineage: Eukaryota; Fungi; Ascomycota; Eurotiomycetes; Eurotiales; Aspergillaceae. The record is from RefSeq and is a predicted model, not a curated record.
AUGGAUGCUCAGUAUCCUUUCGCCUCCCGGGACGAUAUCUGGCGUGUCUUUGAGGAGCUGAAAGACCUUCAGAUAUCGAAUAUUGCGCAAGGGGAACGAAUCGCCCAGCUGGAGCGCCGGAGAGACGAGGAUGCACGUCUAAGAAGCCCUUGGGCUCCGACGUCGCCUUUUCCGAGUUCGGUAGGCACAUCAGCUCCAGACUCAUCCUUUCAUUCUCCUCCCGACGCCUUCAAGGGAUUUGACCAAGGUCAUCACUCCACCAUGACUACCUCCGCGGUGGCGUUUGACGUGGACGAAGAGCCUCGGCGCGGCACCUCUCGUGCGAAUAGCGUUCGCUUUGAUGAGAGCGCCAUUCAUGGAUAUGGCCAGACCAAUCGAACCAGCACCGAACUACCUAUUCGGACUGGCAGCGGCCUGAGCAGCCAUCCCCUCCUUGAGCGGACCUCUUCUCAUCAGUCCGACGGUGGCCACUCUCUCCAUUCUGCACGUACUAACAGCCUGCGCUUGAACACUACCCGACUGUCUGGUCUCAUCUCGCUUGAUUCUCCAACGAUCCCCCCGCCUGCUCUUUUCUUGCUUGGCCCUGUGCCUUCUAUCAUUCGCUGCUGGAUAAGUGACGACUUCACCAAUUCCUCUUUACUUUAUGCUGCUGUUUGCUCUGGCUCUUACAUCUCGCAGUUGAGCCUUACUUUGGUUCGCAAUCUUGGGAUGGAAGAUCUGAUCACGCACGAAGAUGAUGUAUCACAUAUCAAGCUCCCGGUUUAUCUUCCCGAGGCCCUUAUCCAUCAAGCCUCCUCGCGCCCUGGUACUCCUAUCCACCAAGUUCCUGCUGUUACAGUUCGCUUCAUCGUUCGCGAGGCUGAGCCCACCGACGACACCAUUCAAAUUAUUCUUGGAAGUGACGUGUUGCGCGCUCACAAUGCAAACAUCUGUUUCUCACUCGACAAGUUGAUCAUGGUGGAUGAUGACCGCAACCGUGUGUCUGUUCCUCUUGUGCGUCCUGAGAAGGACACUGUCUUUAAUAGACUUUGCACUUCUCCUAGUGCCUGCAAUCAGGAUCAGCUAGAAAGCCACACUAAUGGACAUGCCUCUCCUGGUGUCAUUCGUCCCCCUCACGGCCUUUCUAACAUUCCAUCCUCGACCUCUUUCUCUGCCAGCCUCCCAAUCAGUGCAAACGGUGGUCACCAGAAGCCACGCGCUAAUGGCGAUGACCUCACUGAAACUGCAGCACACGAGACUGCCACGAACGCCCAGACCACUGCACCCCCCAAGACGGACAAUAUGCCCCCCUGGACUUCGUGGAGACGGGAAACAAAGAAGGCCACCAAGAUACCCGACAAACGCGAGAUGAAAGUCUUCCGAACUGUCAAGUCCAGCGCUCGCACCACCCCUUCCUUACCUGGCAGCACCACAGACGGCAUUGCUGAAAAGCCACACUGCCACGCCGCCAAUCCACCCAACCCCUCCGACGUGGAUGCCCUCAACCCAGUCGGUGGUGCUUCGGCGUUUGGAUGGCUCAAUCCCGCCCAGCGAGGUUCAAACUAG